AAAUUAUUAAUACCUAUUAUUUCAAUCAGGCUUUCCUGUUUACCCUGUAAAGCCUUGUGGUCAGCUACAACAUCAGAAGACAGAGGAAAUUGAAAAUUGCAGUGCAUCUAAUUGAAGUUUCAACUACUUUUAAGCAUGCAAUCAGCUAUAGUGAUUCAUAGGGGUGUUAAAUGACAGUUUAUUUAAUUCUGUUUACAAAGGCUUCCAAGUUCCAACAUAAGGCACUACAAAUGACAUUUAUAUUGUUUAUUGGUAGGUGUUCCACGUUUGAACUACAUUCUUUUUGUGCACAGUAUCUCAUAGCAUAAAUUAAUGCCUACCUAACUGUGCACAACCUUCUGUUUAUUCAGCAAUGUUUAAUACCAUAAACUACCACUAGUAUUUAAGCUGAUAUUGGUACACAAAUAGCUUGAAAACUUGUGAAUUAAUAAAAAUGAUACCUUUGUUUGCAGCUCAGUUCUUUUAAACACACUGCUGGCUAUCUUCACCACAAUCGCCUCUGCUGCCAUUAACAGUAUCAGCAGCAGCCAAUAUGUCGGCGUUCAUGCGCGGCGCGUGCCCGGACGCCGGCUGCGCGCGCGUGCUCUUCUUUCCGGCGCACGAGCGCAGUGUGGAGUGCUCCGGCUGCGGCCAGAGGCACGCCUGCUCGGCUCUGGAGUCCGCCGCGCCGGUGGAGGAUAUCAGGGCGGCGGCGCUGUUGACGUACCGCCGGCUGGCGGCCAGGGGCGCCGGCGCCGCCAGGGGACCCGAGAACGUGAAGGUGCUCGGCUCGUCCAACUACCACUGUAAGCUGGUGUCGCCGCUGCUCAGCUCGCACGGCCUCGAGAAGAGUUCGGGGCGCGCGCGGCCGCUCCGCGAACUCACGGGCCAGGCCGAGUUUCAGUGCUCGGUGCUGGCGCCGUACGCGUUCCGUCUGAGUGAGGAGCACCUGGAGACGCCCGGCUACGGCCGAGACACGUCCGGCAGCGCCGCCUACCUGCGGCACACCCUCCAGGCCGUGGCAGAAGCCAAUGACGGCGAGGAGCGGCUGGUGCCGAUCCACGCCGACGGAGACGGACACUGUCUGGUGCACGCGCUGUCCCGAGCGCUCACAGGCCGCGAGCUGUUCUGGCAUCCGCUGAGAAUGAACCUGCAGCAGCACUUCACCGACAACAUGGGCCAGUACCGGGAGCUGUUUCGCGAGUUCAUCUCGGCCGAGGACUGGCCGCUGAUUGUCGACGAGUGUGAUCCAGACUACGUGCCUCCCGACGGCCAGCCGCACGGGCUGCGCAACAUACACGUGUUCGGCCUGGCUAACGUACUCCGGCGGCCGAUCGUGCUGCUCGACAGCUUCACAGGCCUCAGGAGCAGCGGGGACUACGCCGCUCUGUUCCUGCCGGCGCUGGUGCCGCCGGACCAGUGCCGCUCCGGCGCCUCCCGUCAGCUCAACUCGCCCCUCUGUCUGGCCUGGAGUAGCGCUGGACGGAAUCACUACAUCGCACUGGUGCCCGUCAAAGACAGGAAGCUGCCCCGCCUGCCCGUCUCGCUGCUGCCUAAGGUGUGGGGCGUGGACCAGUCCCUGAGGGACCGGUACCUCACCAUCACCGACGGCUGCUGUACCAUCGGCAGUGACAAGUCGCUUCAGGACGGCUACAUCCAGCGUCUGACGGCCGCCAUGGACGAGCUGUUUGUGAGGAACAACGGCGUACACCCGGAGCUGGUGGCCGACGCGCACCUGCACCUCUUCAAACGAGUCGGUGUCCAGGGCUUCUCGCCACCCCACGUGUGUGACGAAGUGCGUCUGGCACUGGCCGAGGACCGGCUCUACCGGUGUCUGCGCUGUGACGCCGUGCUCGAGCAGCGGCUGGAGCCGGGCUGGCUGCGGCGCGGCGGGUACCUCCACCGACUGGCCACCGAGCAGCACGGCCAGCUCUCCAGCACUCGGCUCUACAGGUUCCCGCUGCAGGGGAUCCUGUGCGGUUAUGACGAGGAAGAGGACCGACUGGUCCUGAAGGAGGAUCAGGGAAUCACAUCGUGUCCAUGGUGCCACGGUACGGUACGACCGGUAGAACCCACCGGAGUACCGCGCUAUAAGAACGGCGACCCGACGCGCACGGCCGCCGCGGACGGCGCGCGCUGCCACUGCGGACAGAAACACUGGUGGGACGGAGUGGAGUACGACAGCCCGCCGCUGGUGUUCCCGGUCACCCUGCGCUGGGGCAGCCGGGUAAUCGGAGAGAAGGUGGCCUGGUUCGAGGGUGAGUCGGACCCGGCGCUCAACUCGAACGUUUACCAGACGGCCAACCAGAUCAUCGUCAAACACUUUCCCGGUGUGUUCGGGAUCGAGACGCUGGUGAAGCAGGUGGUGGACCAGAUCCUGGAGCAGACCAAGUCCCUGGAGCGGCCCACCUCCUGCCAGGCCGCCGGGGCUGCCGGGGCUGGCGCUCAGGCGCAGGACGGAGGCGCGAAGGAGGAGGACGGAUCCAGCAAGAUCAUACUCACGGGAAUGAAGACUCUUCAUAAGGAGGAGCUGGGAGUCAGUGAGACAGAGCGGCGUCUGAAGGAACGCAUCGAGCGGAACGCGCCCGUCCAGCAGCAGCGGAAGCGGCAGCCGUCCCAGGAGCUGCGGCCGGCCGCCGUGCCGCCUCCGCGCCGGGUGGAGGGCUCGCCCCGCUCCUCCCCCGGCCCGCCGGCGGCCCCCGCCUCCCCGGCGGCGGCGCCGUCCCCGCCCCCCGCCCCGGCCGGACGCCGGGUCCGCGUGGUGGCCUCCUCGGGUCAGCAGGCCGACCUCACACUGCCGCCGGAGGCCACCUAUGGCGCGUUCCUGACAGACGUGGAGGCAGCGCUGGCCGUGGAGCGGAGCCGCAUCCGGCGCGUACUGCAUGGGUUCCCGCCCCGCCAGGUCACCCUCGCAGAGGAGGAGCUCGCGCCCUUCCAGUCCGGCGAGCGGAUCCAGGUGGAGCUGGCUGCCGACCCCUCGGCCGCUCCGCCGCCCCCGCCGGCCGCCUCGGCCCCCGCCGCGGCUACAGCAGCGUCCUCUGCCGGCCGACCGGUGCUGCCCUCUGUGCCGGCCUCGGAGCUGGACGCCGGUAUCCAGGCGCUGGUGUUGGCCGCCCAGCUGUCCGGCACGGAGCUGUGGCAGCAAGUGCAGGCCAUGCCCGUCCUGUUCGCCAAGGGAGGUCUGUUUUACCGGCUGGCGGAGCGGGACGUCGGCCUCACCGACGGCAAACACAUCAGUCUGCAGGCUCUGCCCGGAAAGAUGUUCAUCUACGACGCCGCCUCUGACCGUCUGCUGCUGUGUCUGGAGCCACUGGGCGGCCACCACCCGGUCACGGCCGGGGUGGAGCGGCGCGUGCUGGGCGCCGCCGCCGCCCCCGCCGCCGCCCCCGCCCCGGCUCCGACCGCCGCCGGGGCCGCCCGGAUCGGCCAGCUGCUGAGCAGCGGCACACGCCGAGUGACGCCCGGCAGACUGAUGAACAGGCCAGUACCGCCGACGGCGUCCUUCACCGGGCAGGGACACACGCUGGGCGGCUCCGCCCCCGCCCCCGCCCCCGCCGCGGUCCCGGCCACCUCCUCCGGGGCGGGCGGGACGCGGGAGGAGGGGGCCACGUUCGUGCGGGUCGGUCCGGGCAGUGUGGUCCUGAGGCCCGCCGAGGGGGAGCCCCGGCCCGUGCCACCCUCCGCCCCGGCCCCGGCACCGUCACCAGAGUCUGCCCCCGAUCCGGCGCCGGCCCCCGAGGCCGCCGGUGACGGCGCCGGUGACUGUGACGGCGGCGAGAUGGAUAUGUCCUAGUCUAACGUCUUCCGUGCGCGGCGCCUAGCGCCCGUGGAGGCUUGUGCUGUGAUUUGGAGCGGCGCGCGAGAGGUGUACUCGACUCUCGCUCGCGGCCGCGCGUUGUUGGUGAUUCUGCAGGCGGAGAGGCGCUGAGAGAGCUCUAUUUAUCUGUUGGUGACGACCGUGACCGAUGGCGGCGCGGCGCUCAUGUGAUCGUGAUCGGAGAAUAUAUAUUACAUCCGACGAGCG
Messenger RNA from Amphibalanus amphitrite, 4003 nucleotides. Its product is annotated as deubiquitinating protein VCPIP1-like. The record is from RefSeq and is a predicted model, not a curated record. Gene Ontology annotation, molecular function: cysteine-type deubiquitinase activity. The transcript is spliced from 15 exons. Bases 533 to 3772 code for a protein of 1079 amino acids. Lineage: Eukaryota; Metazoa; Arthropoda; Thecostraca; Balanomorpha; Balanidae. Gene Ontology annotation, biological process: protein ubiquitination; endoplasmic reticulum membrane fusion; protein K11-linked deubiquitination.